Molecule: messenger RNA, 1266 nt
Organism: Closterium sp. NIES-65
Lineage: Eukaryota; Viridiplantae; Streptophyta; Zygnematophyceae; Desmidiales; Closteriaceae
Source: the annotation of a GenBank genome assembly
AUGUCAGCCUUCUUCUCUUCUUGUGCCACAACUGGGUUGUCCCCAACUCUCCUCCCUGCCCUCCUGCCCUCCUGCCCACCUGCCUGCCUGCUAUUCCCGACUCCAUUUCUUCCCUCACCACCCUCGACGGCAUGUCAGCCUUCUUCUCUUCUUGUGCCACAACUGGGUUGUCCCCAACUCUCCUCCCUGCCCUCCUGCCCGGCUGCCCGCCUGCCUGCCUGCCUGCCUGCUAUUUCCGACUCCAUUUCUUCCCUCACCACCCUCGACGGCAUGUCAGCCUUCUUCUCUUCUUGUGCCACAACUGGCCUUCUUCUCUUCUUGUGCCACAACUGGGUUGUCCCCAACUCUCCUCCCUGCCCUCCUGCCCUCCUGCCCGCCUGCCUGCCUGCCUGCCUGCUAUUCCCGACUCCAUUUCUUCCCUCACCACCCUCGACGGCAUGUCAGCCUUCUUCUCUUCUUGUGCCACAACUGGGUUGUCCCCAACUCUCCUCCCUGCCCUCCUGCCCUCCUGCCCGCCUGCCUGCCUGCCUGCCUGCUAUUCCCGACUCAUUUCUUCCCUCACCACCCUCGACGGCAUGUCAGCCUUCUUCUCUUCUUGUGCCACAACUGGGUUGUCCCCAACUCUCCUCCCUGCCCUCCUGCCCUCCUGCCCGCCUGCCUGCCUGCCUGCCUGCUAUUCCCGACUCCAUUUCUUCCCUCACCACCCUCGACGGCAUGUCAGCCUUCUUCUCUUCUUGUGCCACAACUGGGUUGUCCCCAACUGCCUCCCUCCCUCCCUCCCUCCCUGCCUCCCUGCCUCUGCCUGCCUGCCUGCCUGCUAUUCCCGACUCCAUCUCCACCCUCACCACCCUCGAGGGCAUGUGGGUGAGCCUUCUCUUCUUGUGCCACAACAGGGCCGUCACCAACUGCCUCUCUCCCUGCCUCACCGUCGUGUACAAAAGUCAUGUUCGAGCCUUUGCAGUGACAGGCAGCCUAUGCAUUCAGCACUUUUCUCAUGACUCAACCAAUACACCCCUUACCAUGUCCUGCAGUUUACUCAACAACAACCAGCUGACAGGCACCAUCCCAUCAGCCAUAUUCACCACGACGAAUCUGAAAUACCUCCCGCACUGCUCUUGCAUUGCAUGUGCUGCUUCUGAUCGCACUGUCUCCCUGACAUUGCUAUUGUCAUUGCCCGUCAGCUACAAUGUCUCCCUCUCGUCACAAUUGUACUGCCUCCCUCCCAACCGUCUCCCUGCCAUUGCCAUUGCCCGUCAGCUACUUUAG